This is a messenger RNA of Toxorhynchites rutilus septentrionalis, 1658 nucleotides long. RefSeq names its product protoheme IX farnesyltransferase, mitochondrial (gene Cox10). Gene Ontology annotation, molecular function: protoheme IX farnesyltransferase activity. Gene Ontology annotation, biological process: heme biosynthetic process. The record is from RefSeq and is a predicted model, not a curated record. NCBI's taxonomy places the organism in Eukaryota, Metazoa, Arthropoda, Insecta, Diptera, Culicidae. Gene Ontology annotation, cellular component: membrane; mitochondrion. The coding region runs from base 172 to 1608 and encodes 478 amino acids. The transcript has 4 exons.
AAUCACUGUUGACGUCUUAGCUGUUGACAGCAUCAAACACAUUUUUUUCAAUACAUUUUCCUUUGGUGAAUCAAUAUCAAAACACCGCUUGGUGCCGAAUAGAGGCUAUCGCUGGUUUUAUAAAAAUAUUCGUACCCAGUGUCGCAACUAUGGACGCCAAACGUUAAAGUUAUGUAUAGGAUUUUAGGCAAUGGUCGUGUGUGGUGCGAGUUUGCGCGUCGACACGUUGCUUCUGGCCCAUGGACACAUGCCUAUCAGCAAGGCCACCAUAGCAAAACUCGACUGUAUACCAGUAAAACAACCGCUAGUCAGAUUAAUCGAACCACACCCGUUGACGACAAUGGAGCGCCUAGCGCAUCAUCUCAAGCGGUACCCUUAUCCAUCCCAAUAGUUCCUCAAGUUCCGAUAGAUUCAAUCAAAAAUAUCAUUGAGUUCAAGACUCCCGUGGGUUUGGUGGCGAAUGCAGUUGUCAACAAUGAUAAACAUGUGGUCGCUUCGCUUACAUCGAUCCCUGGCUUCAGUCGGUUACUGUACCACUAUAUGAUGUUAUCGAAGUUUCGACUAACCUCACUAGUGGUGAUGACAACCAUGGCUGGCUAUGCGAUGGCACCGGCACCAUUCGAGCUAUCAACCUUUCUGCUUUGUUCAUUAGGAACGACGCUCGUUUCCGGGGCAGCCAAUUCCAUCAACCAGGUGAUUGAAACAUCGUUCGAUGCACAAAUGGCCCGAACUCGCAAUCGAGUUCUGGUCCAAGGGCACCUGAGUCGUCUACAUGCGGUAGGGUUCGCAAUGGGUGCUAGCACUGCCGGAAUAGCCAUGUUAUACUUUGGCGUGAAUGAACUUACAGCUGUACUGGGUGCGGCCAACCUGAUACUCUAUACCAGCAUAUAUACACCUAUGAAGCGUUACAGCAUUCUGAACACCUGGGUCGGCUCGGUAGUAGGCGCUAUUCCACCCUUGAUGGGUUGGGCUGCUUGUACCGGAGAUAUCGGUGCUGGAGCAUGGAUCCUAGCAGGGUUGUUAUACUGCUGGCAAUUUCCUCACUUCAAUGCCCUCUCAUGGAACAUCCGUCCAGAGUAUCUGAAAGCGGGCUAUAAAAUGAUGGCUAAUUCACACCCAAAACUCUGCACUCGAGUUUCAUUGCGUCACACGGGAUACAUUACUGCUUUAUCAUUGCUAGCGCCGAUCUUGGAUGUAACGAACGUUUGGUUCGCCGUUGGAUCGAUUCCCGUGAAUGCAUAUUUCGCAUACCUUGCCUGGGAUUUCCAUCAGAAGGCCGACAGCAAAAGUUCGCGAAAGCUUUUCCGUUAUUCCUUACUUCACUUGCCUCUUCUUAUGGCUCUGUUCUUACUGAACAAAAAGCACUGGAUAUUCGCAGAAGAAGAUUCGAAUGAGGCAUCCAUUGCCGCUGUUAUGAUAGAUAACGAGCAGGAGACAGUGCCGAUGAAGAAAACAGACGCUUAUUUGAUACCAAAUAUUGUCGCCGAUGUGGCGAACAUUAGUGGAUCCAGUAGCAGCAGCGGCAGUUUCAAGGCAAUCGAGGAUCAUUUGCUGACAAAUGUGGCAAGCGUUCUACCUACGAAGACGCCGGCUGAGCAGAAACUGUGAAUGCAAUUUUGAUUGGUAUUAAAACAUUGUAAAUAAAAAAUUAGACAGUU